UUUUUUUUCCCUUCUUAACCUUAGUUUACACGGUAGUUCUUGUUUUAUUAUAUGGUUCGUAUGCUGAAUAGCAAACGGAGUGGCUCGCCGCCCCCACCGCCGCGUAAGUGAUGGCCGGAGUUGUGGGCCGAUUGUUCGCCGGCGGCGUGCGGCGGUUGAAAGGGCGACCAAUUCGGAAAGGGAAGCAUAGAAAUUCCCGGCCUGGAGCUCCGCGAGCACUCGACCUUCACCAAAAUCUGCACGACCUCUCCGGCCAUCCCCGGCGACUCCACCGCCACUUUCUUCUCCCCUUCCUCCCUCCCUUCCGGCUUCUUCCCCCUCGGCUCCCCCUCCCCACCCCCCACACCCCCAAUCCCUCACCCCACCGCACCCUAAUCGCCCGCUCCACCGCCGCCUCCACCUCCCUCGCCUCCCCCACCGACUUCACACUCCUCUUCUCCACCAACUUCUCCUCCCCUUCACCCGCCUUCUACUGGCUCCCCAUUCCCCCUCCCGGCUACACCUCCGUCGGCCACAUCAUCACCACCUCCCCACACAAACCCCCUCUCUCCUCCCUCCGCUGCCUCCGCAACCACCUCCUCCAACCAUGCCACAGCAACACCCCAAUCUCCUACUCCAAAUCCCAACCCCCUUUCUCCCUCCAACAUUCAGACUCCAUCGGCACCUUCGUCGCAACCAGUCAAAACUCUCUCCUUUGCUUAAAGAAGAACGUAAUAACCCUCGCCGCGAUGCCAAACCUCACCCAAAUCACCUCCCUGAUCCAAACCCGCUCCCCCUGGUUCCAUUUCCACCCUAAAGAGCCCUACUUGCCAUCCUCCGUCUCCUGGUUCUUCAACAACGGCGCCCUGCUAUACACCAACAGCACCCCCAACAGCCCCUCCCGCAUCGAUCCGGCCGGCUCCAACCUCCCCCAAGGCGGCGCUAACGACGGCGCCUACUGGCUCGACCUUCCCGCAGACUCUGCUUCACAGAACAGAAUCAAGGCCGGAAACCUUUCCUCCGCCGAAGCCUACAUCCACGUCAAGCCGGCGCUCGGCGGCACAGCGACGGACAUUGUUUUCUGGCUGUUCUACCCUUUCAAUGGUCCGGCGAGGGCUAAGAUGGGGUUCAUCAACAUCGGGUUAGGGAGAAUUGGAGAGCAUGUGGGGGAUUGGGAGCACGUGACUCAGAGAUUCAGCAACUUUGAUGGGGAGUUGAAGAAGAUGUACUUCUCCCAGCAUAGUUCGGGGGAUUGGGUGGACGCGGGGGAGCUGGAGUAUGUGGAAGGGGGGAAGCGGCCGGCGGCAUAUGCGACGCUGCACGGGCACGCAUUUUACAGAAAGGCGGGAAUAGUGUUGAAGGGGGGGAUGGAGGAGCCGGCGUGGUUGGAGUAUAUGAGGGAGUGGGGGCCGAAGGUGAGCUAUGAUGUGGAUAAGGAGUUGGGGAAGGUGAUGAGGUUUUUGCCAGGGAAGGUGAAGAGAGUGGUGGGGGAUUUGGUGAGGAGGUUGCCGGAGGAGGUGUUGGGGGAGGAGGGGCCGACGGGGCCGAAGGAGAAGGUUAGCUGGAAUGGAGAUGAGUCCUAGAACAUCAUCAGCCGCCACCUCCUAUAGAUUUAUAUAUAUAUAUAUAUGAAACAUAGAAUGGGCAUCUUUGAUGAUCAAGAGACAGUUAUUGGCUGUAUGAUUCUAUCUUACAAAUGCUUAAGAGCAAUGAUAAUGAGUCCGAAACUUUCACACCAAAAAUUUCAGAAUU
Phalaenopsis equestris is the source of this 1731-nucleotide messenger RNA. RefSeq lists its product as uncharacterized. The record is from RefSeq and is a predicted model, not a curated record. Lineage: Eukaryota; Viridiplantae; Streptophyta; Magnoliopsida; Asparagales; Orchidaceae.